AUUGCAGGGGGUUGGACUAGAUGGCCCUUGGGGUCCUUUCCUGCUCUACAAUUCUGUGUAAAAUCUGCCAAGUGAGAAUAACAAUUCAUAGAUCUAAUGAAGGGGUCUCUUAUUUGUUCUUUCACAAUAGCAGUAUAGUCUUAUACAACUCUUUUUAGACGUAAACAAGUUAUGUCAGUCUUUUAAGGUUGCUCAGUACCCUUUUCUUUGUGGUAUAACAGACACUGCCCUGCCCCCCCCCCCGUUCAUUUAUGUUAUGUUUGUUUCAUUUUAUUAAAUCAGAUUGAUUUGGGAUGUCUGCAUAUUUGAAUUCUUCUUCUAAAAAAGCUUUUAAAACAAUUGUUUUGGAUUUUUGCCACAGUAGGAAAGCACGAAAACACUUUCGCUUUCUUUUUCUCUGCAGUGAAAUCAAAUAAAUCAAAGGGUGUGUGUGUGUGAUAGAACAACGCCUGAAAAACAGAGACAGAGUAUGUUCAAGAGCCCUGAUUGGGGGAAAGGUAGCAAGUUCUGCCCUAGAGUGAUAGUGCUGAAUUUUGCACCUUGCAAUAAUGGCUUUUCUGUGUGGCCCUGUAUGUACUUGGGGGGGGGGCAAAUUCUAUGAAACUUAAAGCACAGCCAGUGCAGGUCUACUCAGAAGUAACCUUAGGUUGUGAAGUGUUUACGCUGCUUCUGUUGCAAGUAAAGGACACUUACAAAUUGUUCUGUUAGUAGGCAGGCUUUUACUUAUCAUCACCAUCAUCAAUUUUGUUGCUGUUUCCUAAAUACCAGGCGGUCUCCAGGCAGUGCACACACAAAAAAUAAAAACACAUGUUUCAAAUAAAAACUUUUUUAAAAAAACCAGGCAGGAAUAAUUAACAAUUGUUGCGCAACAAAAAACAAACUCAACCUCUAAAAAGCAAACAGCAUUACUGUUUGCCACAGCUAAGAAUGCAGCCCAGGCAUAUAAGCCAUGGAAUCCAGCUCAUGGUGUUUCUGGGAGCAGACUCAAAAAAAUAUUCUGCUGAAAACAAAUACAAGAGCUUAUUCUAGGAGGUUUGCGGUAGUGCCAUCCUGCUGUUACUAUUAUCAAGCGCAAACACAUGGAGGUGGAUUUGUUUUAGCUCUCCCAAGAGCACGCAGAAAAUGAAGUCCUAUCAGAAGCUGACGGCAGACGUCCCCCAGAUCACAGAAUCCGGAGAGGAUGAUGGGAAACCGUUGUGUCAUCAGAAGUUGUCUGCUUGGUGGCUGGGUGGGGGCCUCCUGACGGUGGCUGCCCUGCUUAGCGGGGUGACCGUCUGGGUUCUCGGGCAGAUCUGGUGGGGUCAGCACGGAACGCCGCCCCUGACCAAGUGUGUCUCCAUCCCAGAGAGCCUCCGCUUUGACUGUUUCCCGGAGAGAAGCACAGUCGUGACGCGGGAGCUGUGCGAGGCCCGGGGAUGCUGCUUUGUCGAUGGUGACUGGCCUUCAGGCAGCGCGAGGGGGGUACCCUGGUGCUUCUACCCACCUGACUUCCCCAGCUACACCUUGGGCAGCCUGAAUGAGACUGAGCUGGGAGUGCGAGGAUUUCUGACCAGGAAGGCAAAGACCUAUUACCCAAGAGAUGUUGUGAAGCUGCAGCUCAGCGUGGAGUUUGAAACAGAUGCCCGGCUGCAUGUCAAGAUCACUGAUGCCACAAAGCCUCGGUACGAAGUGCCCCUUGAUGUUCCUCCAGCAACCAAGAGAGCGGAGAAUCCAUUGUACACCAUUGAGUUCUCCAAGGAGCCCUUUGGGUUGAUAGUGAAGCGGAAAUCUUCGGGGACUGUGCUGUUGAACACAACAGUGGCUCCCUUGUUCUUUGCUGAUCAGUUUCUGCAGAUUUCUACAGUCCUUCCAUCCACGUUCAUUUAUGGACUGGGGGAACAUCGAAGCAACUUCUUGCAUAGUCUGGAGUGGAACACCCUGACCUUCUGGGCCCGAGAUGUCCCUCCUACGGAGUCCUUCAAUCUCUACGGCGUCCACCCCUUUUACCUUGCCAUGGAGAGAGACGGAGCUUCCCAUGGGGUAUUCCUCAUGAACAGCAACGCAAUGGAGGUGGUGCUUCAGCCUGCACCUGCCCUCACCUGGAGACCCGUUGGAGGCAUUCUGGAUUUCUACAUCUUCCUAGGCCCAGACCCCAACUUGGUGCUCCAGCAGUACCAGCAGGUGAUUGGUUUCCCUGCCAUGCCUCCCUUUUGGGGAUUAGGCUUCCAUCUCUGCCGCUGGGGCUAUGGAACAAGCAACGAGACCUGGGAGAUCGUCAAGGCCAUGAGGAAUUUUCAGAUCCCGCAGGCUGCCCAGUGGAAUGAUAUUGACUACAUGGAUGGCUAUCGAGACUUCACCAUCGACUCCCAGAAGUUUGGCACUCUCCCCCAGUUGGUGGAAGACCUUCACAAACAUGGGCAGCACUACGUGAUGAUUCUGGACCCAGGAAUCAGCAGCACCCAACCUCCAGGCUCUUACUGGCCUUACGAUGAAGGCUUGAAGCGUGGAAUAUUCAUCAACAGCACCCAAGGAAAACCUCUGAUAGGGAAGGUCUGGCCUGGCUUCACCGCUUUCCCCGACUUCUCUAACCUAAACACUCACCAGUGGUGGCUGGAAAACCUGGACAGAUUCCACUCCCUCGUCCCCUUCGAUGGCCUUUGGAUUGACAUGAAUGAACCUUCGAACUUUGUGGAUGGCUCCACCGCAGGCUGUUCCCAGGAAGAGCUGGAUAAACCCCCAUACGUGCCCGCCGUACUGGGAAAUUCCCUUUCCGCCAAGACCAUCUGUGCCUCCUCCAGGCAGAACGCAUCGGUGCACUACAACCUCCACAACCUCUAUGGGCUGAUGGAAGCCAAGGCUACUGCUAGCGCUCUAGUCAAGAUCCGAGGGAAGCGGCCUUUUGUCAUCUCCCGCUCCUCCUUCCCCAGCCAGGGCAGGUAUUCGGGGCACUGGCUUGGCGACAACAGAAGCGAGUGGAAGGACAUGGUUUGCUCCAUCCCAGGGGUGCUCAGCUUCAGCCUCUUUGGGAUCCCGUUGGUCGGGGCAGACAUCUGCGGCUUCUCGGGCUCCACUUCGGAGGAGCUUUGCACUCGCUGGAUGCAGUUGGGAGCCUUCUACCCCUUUGCACGAAACCACAACACCCAGGAUGUGAAGGCCCAGGAUCCCUCCGCGUUCAGCCCUGCCGCACGAACUGCCAUGAAGACAGCACUAGAGGUCCGCUAUGCCCUCUUGCCGUACCUCUACUCCCUCUUCCACCGGGCUCACCUGCAAGGGGACACCGUGGCCCGGCCUCUCUUCUUCGAGUUCCCGAAGGAUGUGGCCACUUACUCCAUUGACAGGCAGUUCCUCUGGGGGCGGGGCCUGCUGCUGACUCCGGUGCUGGAGCCUGGCGUGAAUUCGGUGAUCGGCUACUUUCCCCGAGGCUUGUGGUACGACUACUACACGGGCUCUUCAGUGAACAGCAGCGGGGAGAACCUGAAGAUUGCUGCACCUCUGGACCACAUCAACGUGCAUGUGCGGGAAGGGACCAUCCUGCCAACCCAGAAACUCGGAGGCAGCACAUCGGUGGGCAGUGGGAACGCUCUUCACCUGAUUGCAGCCCUGUCGCAGAACGCCAAUGCCUGGGGAGACCUUUACUGGGACGACGGCGAGAGCCUGGACACGUUCGCCAAGGGCGACUAUUCUUACUUAGUGUUCAACGUCACACAGAACACAUUCACUUCCACCGUCCUGCAUUCCAACGCGGGAGCCACGUACGUCACAGUGGAUGCGCUGAGUGUCUACGGGGUCCGAGAAGAGCCAAAGACAGUCACUGUCAAUGGCAAGGAGAGGCCGUUUACCUACCUGACAAACCAGGUUCUCACUGUGAGUGACCUGCAGCUCAACCUCAGCCGCGGAUUCAGCGUACACUGGAUGUGAGACUGGCAGAGUUCCCUCCGCCCCAGCCGUCUGAAUGUACUGUUGCCGGCAGGCAGAUCUGUCGCCCGUCCAGGCCCUCCGGAUGGGGGGGCCGCACACCCCUAGGAGGGUCUCCGCGGCCCCGAGCCUCGCGCUCUCUUCUUCGUGUCUCCUCAGGAAAAGGGACUCCCUGCUGCUUCAGCUUUUACUGCAUUUCUGCCAAAAAAAA
Molecule: messenger RNA, 4105 nt
Organism: Podarcis muralis (Common wall lizard)
Lineage: Eukaryota; Metazoa; Chordata; Lepidosauria; Squamata; Lacertidae
Product: lysosomal alpha-glucosidase-like
Biological process (GO): carbohydrate metabolic process
Molecular function (GO): carbohydrate binding; alpha-1,4-glucosidase activity
Source: RefSeq, a predicted model, not a curated record